Messenger RNA from Salvia miltiorrhiza (redroot sage), 4413 nucleotides. Its product is annotated as pentatricopeptide repeat-containing protein At1g77170, mitochondrial-like. Lineage: Eukaryota; Viridiplantae; Streptophyta; Magnoliopsida; Lamiales; Lamiaceae. Gene Ontology annotation, molecular function: RNA binding; protein binding. Gene Ontology annotation, biological process: RNA modification. Bases 299 to 1687 code for a protein of 462 amino acids. The transcript is spliced from 2 exons. The record is from RefSeq and is a predicted model, not a curated record.
AUUGGGGUUCAGGGUUUAGGGGAAAGAUCAGUAGUUGUCAAUUUUCAUAUAUCGAAUCACCGUCGUCGACUGUAUCGCCGGAGACGCCAUAACCGACGACUCUCCGUCGGCUACCAGGUACAUCUUUACCCAUCCUUUCCUGGUACUCAUCGUUCCUCCGGCCUUCUCCUUACGUCUAUUGUUCAUGAAUUCGAACCUUUCCCCCAUUUAUAUAGUGAGACAGGAUGUUCAAUGAAUUUAUGAAAUAUGCCAUAUUUUCAAACAGUCGGUAGCAUUUGAUUUUGUCUCCUAAGCAUCAAUGCAUAAGCAUAAAUUACUCUCCAGAAUCCAACUUUCCAGUUUCCGCAUUUUCAAUCGCAAUGUGGCCAGUGUUUCUGCAUUUGGCGAUAUUUCUAAUGUGCACACAUCUCACCAACAAAUCCUAUCCAAUCCCAAAGAAUUAGCUAUUCUAGUAUCGACGUGCUCGAAUCUGAAGCAACUGCGUCAAGUUUUUGCCCAAAUAAUACAAACCCGUUUCCUAGAACUGUAUCCAGCUUCCUUUCAUUACAAUAAUAUCAGUAGAACGUAUAUCCGGCUUCUGUCGCCUAGAGAAGCAUCGCGUGUUUAUAUUGCCAUGCGUCGUGCUGGCAUCUCACCGGAUGAAUUUACGCUUCCAAUUGUGCUGAAAGCGGCAAGUCGAAAUUUGGAUGUUGUACUAGCGGGACAGGUUCAUGGGUUUGCCGUUAAGUAUGGAAUGGAGAAUGACAUGUAUUGUGUGAGUGGUUUGAUUAGCUCGUACUCGAAAGGGGGAAGAUUUGAGAUGGCACAGAAAGUGUUUUUGUGUAGUCCUGUAAGAAAGCUGGGACAUUGGAAUGCUAUUAUAGCAGGGUUGUCGCAGGGAGGGCGUGGUAAGGAAGCACUGCGUAUGUUUGUAGAAAUGAUGGAAAGUGGGAUUUGCCCAGAUGAUAUGACUAUGGUUGGUGUGACUUCAGCAUGUGGGAGUUUGAGUGACUUGAAUUUGGCUCUUCAGUUGCACAAGUUUGCCUUUCAGGUGAAUAGAUUGGAGAAACCAGAUGUUCUCACGAUGAAUUCUGUAAUUGAUAUGUAUGGAAAGUGCGGUCGGAUGGACUUGGCUUACAAGGUCUUUUGUGAUAUGGAGGAGAAGAAUGUGUCUUCAUGGACUUCCAUGAUUGUUGGUUAUGCUGCACACGGACAUGUGGAUGAUGCACUGAGGUGCUUCAGCUGUAUGAUAGAAGCAGGCAUCACGCCUAAUCAUGUCACUUUUGUUGGAGUGUUGACUGCAUGUGUCCAUGGCGGGAUGGUGCAAGAAGGAAAAUAUUAUUUCAACAUGAUGAAAAAUAGUUAUGGAAUUGAGCCAAUGUUACCCCACUAUGGGUGUAUGAUUGAUUUGCUUGGUCGGGCAGGUAUGCUGGAUGAGGCGAACUUGAUGGUUAAGGGGAUGCCAAUGAAACCUAACGCGGUGAUAUGGGGGUGCUUGAUGGGUGCUUGUGAGAAGUAUGGGAAUGUGAAACUAGGGGAAUAUGUUGCUAAGCACUUGAUAGAGUUGGAACCAGGGAAUUCCGGGGUAUAUGUGGUUUUGUCAAAUAUUUAUGCCAACAGUGGUAUGUGGAAAGAUUUAGAGAGAAUAAGAAAAAUUUUAAGGGAAAGAAAGCUGGCCAUAAAUCCCUCUUAUAGCUUGCUCAAGUGAUAAUCCUGUUGGUUGGUGUUGUGUAAUAGCAACUAUCCAUCAAUGAUUCUCUUUAUGGAGUUUUUUAUUGUUCGACAAAGGCAUUGUGAAUUUCUUUCAAUCACUUGAUCCUGAUAACAGUCCUGGGAUCUAUGAGUCGGGAAAGAAAUUUACCAUUUAUUGGCACUCCUAUACGACCUUGAGGCUUUCUCAAUGUCAUCACCACCCAUUGAAACCAUAGCUGAUUUCAAAAGCUUGCUUACAGGUUCUUAAAUAGCUACUACUCAGCUGGAUUUGGAGCCUUAAACGAGGCUGCAGAAAAUAAGUUGUUGGAUGAGUUUUAAAGGUGAUCGGAUUAGAAUUUGCUUCCUCCAUUUUGACUGCUCUGGAAUAUUUCUAAAUUUUAAUGAAAUCGAAUUAUUAACUCCGUCUGGGAUUGCUGGUUGGCUUACCACUUUACGUGUAUGGAGAUGAACUCUGGAAACCCUUGCAUAUUGUAAAUUCAAAUAUUUCAACAUUUUGUUUCCAAUUCAGAACUAUUCCUGGGUUCAGUGUUGCCUGGAGGCCCAAUGAUAGAAAUGUGUAAUGGCAGGUGCUAUGAUCUUUUAUAUACAUAUUAGGGAAUGCUUCUUGGGAGGGUAUUUUUCGCCUUUCUGUGCUAUGAUUCCAUGAAUGGAAGACUUUUUAUAGUAAUUCAUGUUCAAACCUAAUGAUAAAGGGAAGAAACUUGUGCACAUUGAUGGUGAGGUAGCUGUUAGUUUCCAACCAUUGACAGUUAUAAUACUUCCCUUUCUGGCUAUGAUGAUGAGGAGGAGGAGGAAGAAGAAGAUACAAAAUCAUUGCCACAUUAUUCUGUUUGUAGAAUUUGAUAGCGUUUACAGACGUUACAAGCUCUUCUCAUUCAGGUUUGAAUCUUCAGUAACAUUUGGCUUUCUCUUUGCUCUCCUUGAAUCGGUAUUUCUUUUGAAAUGUAUUGCUCUAAUUCAAAUUCCAGAAAUGUUAACCCCUUGUAUAGAAGGUUGGCAUCAUUUUUAACCCCAUGUAACACAUCAUGAUCGUGCUCAUGGAUUUGGAUUUCAAAUAUUCAUUUUCUAUUCCUUGUGGCAUGAGACGUGAAAAAUCCCAGACAUCAAAUUGAUGUAUCCUGCAAACAAUAUGGAGUUUAUGUAUCUCAAAUAUAGCUAUACUCAUUACUCACCUCUAUCGAGCUAGACAAUAAUUGUCUUAGCAUCAUGCCUUUGAUCUUUGAGGUAUGAUGAUUUAUUCUUGCCUACAGAGUGAAGGGCUUGAUCUCAUGUGAUUGGUGACAUUGGUCUUAUUCUUUCUUUCAAGUAGUAAAGUGAACUUCGUUCUCAUGCAUCCUUGUCUUAAUACUGAGGGGAUGACUGUUGGGUAGAUUUUCAUUGUCCAACAAUUUCUGAUAUUUUAACUCUAAUGUUUCUAAGAAAACCUAUUAGGACUGCCUUUCAUGUGCAUGGAAUAUGCAUUCUCAUUUAUUCUCUUAAGAAGGUUCUUUCAGAAAUUGUUAUGUAUGCACUUCAUGUAUCUGAUGUUGAUUAACAAUUCCCUUACCCAGUUCUCUGAGGAUGAAUCUUUAUUAAGAUCUGAACUAGAGUAGCUUCGCUUGGACAAGCAUCGAAUUUUCUAUUAAUUGCAGUUACCCUUAGUCUCUUAUCAUCUAUGUUAGGUUCAGCGACUAAUGUGAUUGCUGAUCAACAAGUUUCACCUGAUGCAACUUUGCAGGCUGUUCCUGACCCUCUACUUUAGGAGCCGACCGAGUUGAGGAUAACAUGUAUGCAAGUGUUCGGAAAGUCAAGAUAGACAGCAUUAAAGUUUAGUAGUUUACAUACAGAAGAAAAGUGAGCUGGCAAAGUUAGUUGGAGUUUAAUUCGGUCUUCUGAUAAAGAUGUGAAUUCCCUACAACUUUACAAGUUCGAUUUGGUUCGAUCAUGUGGGACAAGAGCUGUCCCCUGCUCCUCGUUGCUGUUGGGGAGUUUAUCCGUGUAACAGGAUGUGGUGCAGACAUAAGGAUAGAAACAACGAAAAGGGCUUCACUUGGAACGUUAAAGGAUACUACAACUACAAGCGCCUAAACAAGUAAAGUGACUUUGUUGACUCACAACUUGAUUAACAUGGAUCUUUCAGGUUUGCCCACUCAAGUAUGCUCCCUUUUGCUUUCUCCCUUUCACCACCUUGCCCUCAACCGAAGGAAAUGCUUUAUGAUGUAAUUACUGUUUCGUGACUUAAUCCACUUAUGUUUUGUGCAUGGUUUUGUGGUGUGUGUUCCUCAUCUUGUCAAUUAGUACAUGCAUUAACACCAAAAAGUAAGUUUAUGUUGAUUUCAACCAAAGAUUAGAAUAAUGAGCUGAAUUAUCUUUAUCACUUUAUUUGAAGCAUCCUCAUCAUUUUAAUAUGGCGUUAGAAAUUGGGGUUGACUAUGAAUCUGUGAUCAUUGAAAGAAGUUGGUUGAUGGAUUUAACUAGAUCUUCUUUUAUGUUUCAUUUAAGGUUACAUCUUGGAUUGAGAAGAUGGUUUGAAGAAAUGACUCAAGGAACUUCCUAUUCGAAAAUUCAAAUUUCCCAAUGACACUUUCUUGGUCGAGUCUAUCGCGCAUAAGAUUCACUCAGUGUGAUUAUCUUUGAAGUGGGAUUUAUCUACAGGUUUGAUCAUUUUGCUGUAAAUUUGAUGUUCACUGCUCUAAAUUCAUUUACCUAAAUGGAAAUCUAAGUAAUAUUUUAUGGUAUAAA